AUGCAGCACCGACGGGCGGCCCUCGCAGGCCCUGGGGGCAGCACAGCCGUGCUGGCAACGGCGCUCGUGCUGCUGGCGGCGUUGCAGCCCGCCGCGGCGGCAGUGCCGCCGCCGCCCUUUCCCUCUCCGCAGCUGCAGGCGCCGUCGCCCGUGUAUGCCCCCGGGCGAGUGAUUGUGAAGCUCCGCUCCGGCGUGCCGACGGCAGGGACGGCAGCGGCCCGCGGCGCCGCCCAGCUGUCGGCCGGCCUGCACGGCGUGGCGCUGGCCCAGCGGUUGGCGGGUGCUGGCAGCGACAGCGGCGGCGGCGGCGGCGGCGGCGGCGGUGGCGCCUCUGCCUCCGCGCGCCGCCUGGCGGCCACGGCGGCCAGCACCGGCGGCGUCCCCGCCGUCUAUUCCAUCCUGGACGGCAGCAGCGUGGAGGGCAAGGCGGAGCAGCUUGCAGCGCUGGCAGAGGUGGAGUGGGCGAUCCCCGACCGCCUGGUCCACCUGCCCGAAUGGGAGGAGCGGGAGCUUGUGGCAGCCCCGCACGCCCCGCCAGACACGCCCUCCGCCACCACCACCACCACCACCACCACCACCACCGGCAGCGGUGGCAGCAGCAGCGGCAGCAGCAGCGGCGAUGGCGCAGCCGCCGCAGCCGCAGUGCUGCAGGCCGCGACGGGGUGCCGCCGCGGGCUGCGCCGCGCCGUGCCGCUGAAGGGGUGGAACACGGUGCCGAUUGUGGACGAUGCCGGCGGCCUCAUCCGCUUCCCGCAGGAGGGGGAGGCCGCCUUUUACGACUUUGACGACAGGCGCGCGCACGGCACCCUUGUGGCUGGUGUCCUGGCUGCCGCCACCAACAACGGGCGGGGCGUGGCGGGGCUGGCCUACCAGGCCUCGCUGCUGGUGUGCCGCGUCUUCAACGAGAGCCAAGCUCCCUUCGGCUCCGCCUCCGCCUUCUCCUCCGUGCGCCGCUGCGUGGACCUGUGCAUACAGGAGGGCGCGCGCGUCUUCUCAUACGGCCACAGCUACAACAACUGGUACUACUCCAACUGGGUGUACCCUGCGGGACUGUCGCACGCCAAGUACGGCAUGGAUCAUGUGAUCACGGUGGGAGCGGCGAUGGUCUCUGUCCCAGACAACGUGAUUGUGCGUUGGUCCGGCUCGGUCGGCGGCGCCGGCUCAAACAUCGGCAGCAGCGUGGUGCAGCUGAUGGCGCUGGGUGGCAGCACGCCGGGGCACAACGUCGCCACCACCUCUUACAACGCGACCUCCGACGAGCGAUACGUGGCGGCGUCGGGCACCAGCUUUGCCUGUCCCCAGGUGUCGGCCGCCGCGGCGCUGCUGUUUGCGGCGGCGGCGGCGCGCGGGCGGCCCGCCAGCUAUGCAGAGGUCAGGCAGGCCAUCCUUUCCACCACGGUACCUUACCAGGACCUGCUGCCGCCCUACACCAGCACUGGGGGGAUGCUCAACGCCGGCGUGGCGCUGGAGCUGCUUCUGUCCACACGACCCUGGCCGCCGCCCUCCCCGCCUCCACCCCCACCCUCCCCACCCUCGCCGCCACCCUCGCCGCCGCUCGUGGGCGACGCGCCGCCGCCCGCGCCGCCUCCGCCGGCGCCACCUCCCGACGGGCUCGAGCGCCGCCGCGGCGAGGUGCGCCUGUUUGGCACCGCCGGCGCCAGCUGGCACGCUUUCCUCGACCCCUUCAACCAGCCCCAGGUCAGGAGCAAGGAGGAGUGCACCACAAUGUGCAAGGAGGACCCGCGCUGCGCCCGCUACCUGUACAUCACUUAUCCGGAGGAUUCCAUGCCGCUCUACAUCUAUGUCGAAUGCGGCGCCGCCGCCCUCGUGCCGCCCACCUGCCUGCUGUGGAGCGGCGAUGCAGCAGAGUGUGCCGCCGCCGAGGGCGAGGAGGAGGCUGAGGGCCCCGCCUGCCCCUGCACCAGCAACACGCAGGCGGCAGACCUUCGAUGGGUCGAGUCUGGGACGGUCGUCCGGCCUCCGCCCCCGGCGCCGCCCUCGCUGCCUCCGCUCCCGCCGCCGCCGCUCCUGCCGCCGCCGCGUCCGCCGCCGCCGCAGUUUGGCAGCCAGGGGAGGCGCCAGAUGCAGCAGGCGCCCGCCUCCCGCCAGCUGCGCAAGGCGGCGGCGGCCGCCACCGCCGCCGAGGUGGCGACCCUGCCCGGCGCCGCAGCCGGCGGCUAUCUCGACGCCUACCCCGCAGUCAAGAGCCUGCUGCAGCGCUUCAAGGAGCGUGGCACAGAGCAGUUCCCGCUGGCGGUACUGAACGAGUACGCUACGAGGCUGUCGCUGCAGGUGGAGUUUCGGGUGGAGCAGGUCAGCCUGAUGGGGGGCUUUAGGGUGGAGGCUCGCCUGGCUAGCAAGAAGGAUGGGGAGACGGUUGAACCAGGGGAGGGGCGCGCGCGCAACAAGCAGGCGGGGAAACAGGGGCGGUACGGCGCUGUCUCCAUCUGCCCCUCCGAGCCGCAGUACCGCCCGCCCUCCCUGCAGCAGCAGCUGAGCACCUUCCACGCAGCUUCCCUGCCCAACGCCGACAAGCAGUUCACGUCCUCGGGCGCGGUACGGUCGGGGCCGCGGCAGCCGGCGCCGGCACCCGGCGCGAUCAGGGCAGGCCCCGCCGACGGCGCUGCCGCGGCGGCUGCGGCAGAGGCGGCAACGGGGCCCGGCCCGCGUGCCAGCAGCGGCCCUGUUGUCGACGACGGCGACGGUGGCACCCCCCGCGGCCUCGGCUGGGGCGGCGGGGCUGCUGCAGCAGCGGCGGGGCCUGCCUCUGGAGCGGGUGCCGGCGGCCUGGCGGGCCGAUGGCAGCCGCGAGAGUAUCAGCCGCCGCCGGCGGAGGAGCGGCAGCCGGCGUCUGCGCAGCAGCAGCAGGCGGGGCCCCGGCUGCCGCCGCCUCGUGGCGGCGGCGGCGAUGCUCGAGGCGGGGACCGGAGCCUCAGGAGAGGAGGGCGCCGCAGCCGCAGCCGCAGCCGCAGCCGCAGCAGGAAGCGGCGGCGUGACCGGCGCAGCCGCAGCCGCAGCCGCGACGUGCGCAGCAGAGAGCGAGCGUGCAGCCGUCGCAGCCGCAGCCGCAGCAGGAGGCGUAGCGAUGGGCAGCGGGAGAGCCCGCGCCGCAGCGUGCACGGCAGCCGCGAUCACAGACAGAAAGGUCGUGGGGAGGGCGAGGAGGAGGAGGAGCGGGAGCUCCGGCGGCACAGCCGGCGCCACAGCGAGCACCACCACCGCCACAGGCGUGAGCCGGGGAGCGAGGGCGAGCGUGACGGCGGCAGCAGGCGGCGGCGUGAGGAGCAGGGCGACGGCGGGGGCGGUGCGCCCGGCGACGACUGA
Chlorella variabilis is the source of this 3324-nucleotide messenger RNA. RefSeq lists its product as hypothetical. Gene Ontology annotation, molecular function: serine-type endopeptidase activity. Gene Ontology annotation, biological process: proteolysis. Bases 1 to 3324 code for a protein of 1107 amino acids. Lineage: Eukaryota; Viridiplantae; Chlorophyta; Trebouxiophyceae; Chlorellales; Chlorellaceae. The record is from RefSeq and is a predicted model, not a curated record. The transcript is spliced from 21 exons.